AAAAAUGGCAUCACAAUGGGAUACACUUCCUUUUCAAAUAUGGUGCAAAGUUCGUUUCUUUUGGGGAGUCUUCUUUUCGAGAGUUUGAUUCAUAUAUUCGGAUCCAAUGUCCCAAGAUCUCUCCAAUAAGUCCACUUCUUAACAACAAGAGGGUGUUGAUUUCCCUUUUGCAUUGUAAGUGCAUAAAGUGGUCCUUUGAACACAUACCAAAUAUGUUCAACAAGAUUGGUUAAAUAAAAGAUUCAAUGGUCUAGAUUGAAAAUGAGAUUUUUAAGAAGAUAAACAUAUUGAUUUUCGUUGAACAAUAAGUGAUAUCUUGAAAAUAUUGAAAAAUCAUCAUCACCUGUUUGAAAAAUAUGAUUAAUCAGCACGAUAAGUCGAUAACAAUGCAUUCUCGUAUAUAUAUAUGUUCGUGGAUUGACUUUAUAUAUUAUAGAAUUGUCCUCAAACCUGAUCUAUGUACACAGUUAUGGGAGAGUUUAAACACAUUUCUCGUAUUGUUCUUUCUACGCUCCCAUCAAUGCUUUGUACUAUUAGUACAACCUAAGGAUUAAUACGUAAUUCUCGGUAAUCAUGGGUUCUGAAGUGUAUUUGGGUGACAGUCACGAGUACUACAUACACAUAUAUCUCGGCAUUUGAUAGUCGUUGAGAAUGUUGCUCAUUACGAAAAUAAGAGAGACUCGAGCGCCCCCCAGGCCUCCUAGAAUCAUCGUCGUUCGCUUUGAACGACGCAAACCACGUAAAUCAAGUUGCGUUCUUUUACCAUGAGCACGAUUUAGAUGGUUGGUUGAUUAACAUCUACUCGUUCAUUCAUAUACCCCACCAAUAGAUAGAAACAAAUAGGAAUAACCAACUGUGACUUAGUUUAUGCACAUUUUACUGCCUGAUUUACACACCCAUUGUUGUUUUCUAGCAAGUAGAUUGAUUGGCAUUGGCAUAUCCUCUUGUAACCUGUACACAAUUGUCUGAAUCAUAUCAUAUCACCAUAUAUCAUUCAAUGAUUUUACAAUAAUUGGAGGGUUGUUGAAUUCAAUUCAAUUGAAUGCCUUAGCCGUUUGUUUGAUGAGAUUCCAUAGAGAUAAGGGUAAUCGGGGUGGGGAGAGCAGGUGGCCUGGCCUCUGGCCGGUCUUUUGUUGGGUAUCGUAUGAAUGAAUCUUACCCUACCGAUAUCAUAUUACAUAUAUAUAUGGUGGCAUAUUCGGUGCACCCACUUUUUCGGGUGCACUAAGUGCACCUGACUCAUAAUUGUCAUUCUGACCAUGCGAUUCAUGUCAUAACGGUAUCAAUUGUUGCUUAUUAUAUUAUAAACAAGGAGCACAUGAAUUUGAAAAAUAAUAAUUCAGAGUUACUUUAAUUCGAAGGAUUUAGGGAUUUAGGGUUAGGGUUUAGGUUUACAAUUUGGGAUUUUGGGUUGGGAUUCAAAAUUGAAGGUUAAGGGCUAAGGGUAAUGGAUUGAUUUGUUAUGAUUCUGUGUCAUAUCAUCAUAUUAGAUUGAGAGUACUAAUUAACAUUCAAAAUUUGAUGUAUUAUGGACGCUUUUAGAAUUGGGUGCACUGAGUGCACCAAAAAAGUGAGUGCGCCGAAGUAACCAUAUAUAUACAAUUGAAUGAAUUCCUGAAUUCCAGGUUAAAUUAUUGUGGUUGAUUGCCAAUCGUGAUUUGGGGGCUUUAAUUCUUUGUUUAGUUUGACUGUCGUUUGUUGGCUUCACCUUAUGUCCCUUGCAUUAGACAGGAAUCUGUCCCAAAGCUUUUGCUUUGUUAAUCAUUUGCUUAAACGACUAUGAGAAGCUUUCCUUUGGUUCUUUUCUUUUGAAUGAUUAGGGGAUUUCGGUGGAGGAUUAUUUUGGAUUUCUCCAGAUUCUAAUUGCGACAUUAACGACAACUUCCCUUCAUUUUCAUGUGUUCGAUUUUGUUUUUUUUUUGUUCUAAGUUAAAAUUUCGGGAUAAGUUUGGACAUGUCGUUUGUAAAAGGAUGACAAUUAUUGGAAUUACGUUUUAAUCACUUUUUUUGUGACUAACCAAUCAGAUACAAUACUUGGGCAUGCUACUGUUUUUGCACAUUUUCAUACAUGUUUAAAGAAAAAAAAUCGUUUUUCGUCGCCCAACAACAAACAUAAUUUGUCGACUCGCAAAUUUUAGAAAAAAAUAACAUCUUGCAAACGUUCCAGAAAUCCGCAGGCUCGCAUUAUGUUAUAUCCAAAAUUAUUCUCUUUAGCCGCUUUCAAGAAUGUCCAAGAUGUGUUAAUGAUUAGUGUAAGCUAAGUUCUAGAAACCUAGGUCGAUCCUUAACCACUUUCAAUAUUGUUUCAAUGUGACAAUGUCCAAGAUAUUUGCAAGAAGGAAUAUAUUCCAACCUAUGUCCAUAAUCCAUAUAUUUUGCACCAUGCUUUCAAUGGAAGAAUUCAUGAGCUGGGCUUACUUUGCAUUAGUUAGGAGGCCCAGAUAGCCCAUCGGGAAAAUCCUGGACAACUUUCAUCCAUCCAUUCACAAUUAGCGCAGGCCCAAUACAGAGCCCAGCCCAGGAUUCCGAACCGCACACGUAGCGAAGGCGAACAAUGACGUGGCGUGAACAAUACGCACCAGCAGCGCAUCUUAGUCGUUUUCCUUAACUUCAGCGCAUUAUUCCCGAAUCCGAUUAUGCAAUGGCUUUCAUUUUCCCAUUGUAUAUUCUUCUGUGACUUCCUCAUCUCCGUUGUCUUCUCAAUCGUCCAUCUAUCUCCCUCCGAGCUCCGAUCAACUCCCGCGAAUUAUCGUCGGAACCCUCCGAUCGCCGGUCCCGCACAGGUGAAAAUUCCCUGUUAUAUUCUUAAGUAUUUCGCAACAGCUCUUCGUUACCGUUUCUCCUAAUUCCUUAGAUCCCAACAGGCAACAACCCCCCUGAUGUUUCUUGCGCUCUAAUCCAAAAUUCGACUGUUUGGUUGCCCGAGAAAGUAUGGUUGGGGGGAGGAGUCGUGAUGCAGUGCGAUUCGUUGAUAUUGUUGUUACUUUUGUAUGGGAGAGGGGAUUAUAACCUGUGAAUUUGAUUAGCUUGAUAGAAGUUGAAUGGUGGCCAAAGCUCGGCUCUUUGGCCCUUUGGACGAAUGAGGGUUGCUUAAUGGUGGAGGUUUAUGCUCCUUUGGGUUCUGGGUUUCUGUAAAGUUUCGAACUUGAUUCUAAUAUUUAGCAUUUAGGGGUUAGUGCUUUUCAUUUGUGGCAAAUGGGGGCUCUCGUAACGUUUGACCUUCCAUCUUGCAGGAACUCGUGGUUCAAUCAGUCAACUUCUGCUAUCUGUACAAUCCAAGAUGUAUUUUGAUGGAUAUGGGUAUCACGGGACAUCCUUUGAGCAGACUUACCGGUGUUACCCUGCCUCUUUCAUUGAGAAGCCUCAAAUUGAAAGCGGUGAUAAAAUUAUAAUGCCUCCUUCAGCGCUUGAUCGCCUCGCAUCCCUGCAUAUUGAUUAUCCAAUGCUGUUUGAGCUACAAAACGAUGCUGCUGACAGAGUCUCUCACUGUGGUGUCCUUGAGUUCAUUGCUGAGGAAGGCAUGAUCUACAUGCCAUACUGGAUGAUGGAGAAUCUGCUCUUACAAGAGGGAGAUAUAGUGCGAGUGAAGAAUGUGACCCUUCCUAAGGGAAAAUAUGUCAAGUUGCAACCUCACACAAAGGACUUCCUGGAUAUUACCAACCCUAAAGCUAUCCUAGAGACAACAUUAAGGAACUAUUCCUGCUUGACAACUGGUGACAGUAUUAUGGUGGCGUAUAACAACAAGAAGUAUUACAUAGAUAUCAUAGAAACAAAGCCUUCAAAUGCAAUAACCAUCAUCGAGACUGAUUGUGAGGUGGAUUUCGCACCUCCUCUCGAUUACAAGGAGCCUGAGAGAAAGCCUGCUGCAUCUGAUCUUUCGGGCAAGGCUCCAUCUCAAGUUGAAGAGGCUCCAGAGGAGAAUAUACCAAAAUUCAAUCCAUUCACAGGAGCUGGGAGACGUUUAGAUGGUAAACCAUUGCCGUACCAGCCUGCUCCAGUGUCUGCACAUUCAUCAACCAACAGCAAAAAUCCUGUUGCAGCCAAUGGUAGCGGACAGUCAUCUACUGCUGCCGCUGCUGGUUCCAGUUCACAAAAUGCUUCUCGCCAGGCCCAGGGAAAGCUCGUGUUUGGAUCAAACGCCAACCGUGCUCCUAGCAAGGGAACUCAGAAGGAAGCUGGAAAAGAGCCGAAACAAGAGCAACCGGAGAAGAAAGACGAACCCAAGUUCCAGCCAUUCUCAGGGAAGAAGUACUCACUGAGGGGUUGAUAAUUUAUUCAACAAGACAGUCAAUGCCCUCAGAGUUGAGUCCUGUUGUUACUUGGGAGUAUCAUAAGAUGCAGUAGAAUUUGUGGAUUCAGUUUCACUGGGUUGUUGUAUCAUGAUAAAGUACAUAAACUAUUAGUUAUGUAAUGAUGAUGGGACUGUGUUAGGGUUCCUAUUUGACGAGAUCGCGUGAUGCUUGUAAGCCGCUACCUUGCUGCUAAGCCGCGUUUGGUUUUCAGAUAAACGUUUGGCUUUGUCUCAGUGCAUUAUCCUGCCUUUCUCAAUCGGAAAUGCAAAUUCCCAUCUAAAAUGUUCAAUGAAGUAGUUUAGAUGACUUUUUCCCUGCUGUGGUUUGUGAACGUGUAGUUGAGGUUAUGCCGAAAAUGUUCACGAAAGUGGUGUAACCGUUCAAUUAGUAACACUAUCCAACAAGACCAGAAUAUGCAUUAUGAAUUGCCAGUUUAACAAACAAACUUCGCCAGAAAGUAAGCUGAAUCAAUAUGCUGGAAGCAU
This is a messenger RNA of Linum trigynum, 4777 nucleotides long. NCBI's taxonomy places the organism in Eukaryota, Viridiplantae, Streptophyta, Magnoliopsida, Malpighiales, Linaceae. The record is from the annotation of a GenBank genome assembly.